AUGAGUAAAAAACCCAUAUCAUUUGGUAAAAUAACUCUCAAUUUUCAAAAAGAAACUAGUGAUAAUGGAGCUUCAUCGGGUUUUGGCACAUUUGGACGACCCAUUCAAGAACAGAAGGAGAUCGAAGAACUAUCUGAUGACUUGGAAAACCAGCAUGUUCAUCAAGUUAUGGGUAUAAAAAAUUUUGGAAAAAAAGCUAAAAACUAUGAUAUUGAAGAAAUGAUGGAGCGCGCAAAGAAAACUGCACAAGAAGCUGCGAAAAAAUCAAUGGAAUCUAAAUCAAAAGAAGAUGAUGAUGGGGAUGUUAUAGGUCCUUUGCCACCAAAUUUAGGACAUGAUGAUAUAGGUCCUCCUAUUCCUUCAAAUCUUAUAGAUAAAGAUAAAGAAAACACAAUAAUAACUAAGCAAGAUGGAGAAGACAGCUAUGAUGAGCUCAGUGAUUCUGAUGAUGAAGAAUUACCUUUAGAGAAACAAAUACCAAACACACAUGAGGUAGAAAUGCAUCAUGGUUCUAAAGCAGUAGUAGCAUUAGCUGUGGACCCAUCUGGAGCAAGACUGGCUACUGGAUCCAUUGAUUAUGAUGUUUCAUUUUGGGAUUUUGCUGGCAUGGAUUCCUCUAUGCGUUCAUUCCGCACCCUACAACCUUGUGAGAACCAUCCAAUUCGGGCCCUACAAUACUCUGCUACUGGGGAUUCCAUACUGGUAGUCAGUGGCUCUGCACAAGCUAAAGUUUUAGAUCGAGAUGGAUUUGAAGUACUGGAAUGUGUUAAAGGAGAUCAGUAUAUUACAGAUAUGGCAAAAACCAAAGGACACACAGCUGCCCUAAACAGUGGGUGUUGGCAUCCACAUAUUCGUGAAGAAUUCAUGACUUGUUCUCAGGAUGGCACUUUACGCCUGUGGUUAACUGAAAAUCCUAAACAACACAAAUCUGUUAUAAAACCUAGGCAACAGGGUGGCUUAAAAACCAAUCCUACUGCUUGUGCAUUUUCAAGAGAUGGAAACACUGUUGCUUGUGGCUGCUUUGAUGGCUCAAUACAAAUGUGGGAUCAUAGAAAGAACUUUGUCAACACAUCUUGUGUUUUAAGAGAUGCUCAUCAAAAACAGACAGAAAUAUCCAGCAUUGCAUUUUCAUACUUAGGAUCAUAUCUUGCCAGCAGAGGAAAUGAUGACACUCUUAAACUGUGGGAUUUAAGAGCAUUUAAAAAACCUUUAAACAUAUUUAGUAAUCUAUUCUCUAGAUAUGAACAAACUGAUUGUAAUUUCAGUCCAGAUGAUACAAUGGUUUUUACAGGUGAAUCACUUCAAAGGAACCAAGACGUUGGACAGUUGUUAUUCUACAAUACAAAAACAUUUGAAACGGUCACAAGUAUUGAAGUAACCAAAUCCCAUGUUAUCAAAGCCAUAUGGCAUCCGAAAUUGAACCAAAUUUUUAUAGGCUGUGGUAAUGGAGUUGUUAAAUGCUAUUAUGAUAACAAGAGGAGUUUACGCGGUGCUAAAUUGUGUAUAGUCAAAACUCAUAGAAAGAGACAAUCUGUAGAAGUUGUUAGCUCUCAACAAAUUAUUACACCUCAUGCACUACCAUUAUUUAAACAAGAGAAGUUGAGAACAAAUAAGAAGAAAAUGGAAAAAGAGAGACUGGAUCCUGUUAAGUCUAGAAGACCAGAUCUUCCAAUAACUUCAGGUCAAGGUGGAAGAGUUGCAGCAUCAGGAAGUACAUUAAGCUCUUUUGUGAUAAGAAAUUUGGGCUUGAGUAAAAGAGUGAACGACGAACAAGAUCCGAGGGAGGCUAUUCUGAAAUAUGCUAAAGAAGCAGAGGAGAAUCCAUUCUGGGUGUCGCCUGCUUAUAAAAAUACACAACCAAACACAAUUUUUGCAGAUGAGGAUGGACCCACUGAUGCUAAGAAACCUAAAAGCGAAUAA
Messenger RNA from Pieris macdunnoughi, 1920 nucleotides. The record is from the annotation of a GenBank genome assembly. Lineage: Eukaryota; Metazoa; Arthropoda; Insecta; Lepidoptera; Pieridae.